AUGAAGAUGAGCAAAGUAGGGAACCAAACAAACUCGCAGGACCCUCAAGCGGUGAACUCAAGGGUGUUCGUCGGCAAUCUGAACACAUUCCAGUGCUCGAAAACGGAUGUCGAGAGGAUGUUUCAACGAUAUGGGAGGCUGGCGGGGAUAUCAAUGCACAAAGGAUACGCUUUUGUUCAAUUCACGAACCCCUUUGACGCAAGAAGUGCCUGUUUAGGAGAAGAUGGAAGGACCGUACUCAGCCAAAUCUUAGAUGUAAACAUGGUGGCAGAACCGAAACCUCAUCAGACUGGUAGAAAAAGGCAGAAUGUUGUCCAAACUGUGAACGACUGACUAAACGAGUACAUGGGCUUGGAUUGA
Molecule: messenger RNA, 360 nt
Organism: Phaedon cochleariae (mustard beetle)
Lineage: Eukaryota; Metazoa; Arthropoda; Insecta; Coleoptera; Chrysomelidae
Source: the annotation of a GenBank genome assembly